Onychostoma macrolepis is the source of this 2143-nucleotide messenger RNA. RefSeq lists its product as uncharacterized. Gene Ontology annotation, molecular function: protein dimerization activity. The coding region runs from base 199 to 1092 and encodes 297 amino acids. The record is from RefSeq and is a predicted model, not a curated record. Lineage: Eukaryota; Metazoa; Chordata; Actinopteri; Cypriniformes; Cyprinidae. The transcript is spliced from 2 exons.
UUUGCUCACAGUGCUUCAAGGCAAAUUACAUACAAAGCUGUGUAUGCUGCAAUUAAUGACGGUGAAGAGCCACUCAAAAUUGUAAAGGCGUGUGCAACAAGAUGGAUAUCCGUGGAACCUGCUGUGCGGAGAAUACUAGAACAGUGGCUGGAAUUAAAAACUCUCUUUGGAGUAGUACGGGAAACGGAACGCUGUUUUAUGGCAGAGGAGCUCUACCGUCUCUACUGUGACCCCCAGAGCAGGCCAUUUAUGCUAUACGUCAGGAAUACGCUAUCAGAAGUACAAGCAGUGAACAAAACUUUUCAGGCUAAAACAGCUGACCCGACUCUGCUGAACGAUGGACUUGAACGUCUUGUUAGUUCACUUGGCCCGAAGUGUGACAUCUCCCGACACAAAUGUGGACUUUUUAACAGAGGACAUUACACCAUACCUGGAUUUUCAACCACGACUUGGAUACGAGGUAGAAAGAGCCAUGAGAGAAGAGACGGUGCCAGAAGCAGCGGAAACUGCAAUCAGAGAUUGAGAAAAUUUACCGUUCUCCUUCUUGAAGAAAUAAAACACCGCUUACCAGAGAAUUUUGCGAUAUUAAAGAAAGUCAACACACUAUCAGCUCGUCAUGCUCUGACUCCCUCAAAACCUUCAAUUGUUGAGCUGGCUGAGGCAUUUGUGACCUCUGCAGAAGAAAUUGGGAAAAUUGAGAGACAAUGGCAAAACCUUCCCUAUGUACACUGGCAAAAUGUGGACAAUACAGAGAAACUGUGGACUGAAGUGCACUUGUACAGAGACGCAGCAGGUGACAAUCCGUUUAAAGAGCUGUGUAACCUAGCUCUGACAGUGCUGGCACUCCCACACAGUAAUGCAGACGUGGAGAGAGUCUUCAGUCAGUUAAACAUUGUUAAAAACAAACUCCGGAAUCGUCUGUCUCUCGGAACUGUGAACUCCAUCCUUCACAUAAGAUAUGGACUUUUGGUUUGCGGCAAAUCUUGUUGGGAUUACAGACUUCCACGUGAUGUAAUUCAGAAGGUUGGGACAAUGACAUCAUAUGAGAAGGAGAAGGAUGAUCCCAAUGAAGAUGUUCUUUGCCUGUUUUAAGAUGAGUGGGAUGGUUGUGAAGGUUCAGGAUAAGUUUCGUCACCCAGACUGUUUCGUGUGUGCAGACUGUGAGGAAAACCAAAGGCAGAAAUGAUACUACUUCAUAGAUGAUGAGCAGUACUGUGAAAUGUGUGCUCGCAUGCUGUAUUUUGCACUUACUUUGUAGUAACAGAGUGUUGACUGAAAUAAGUUUGUAUGAAUAAAGUUUUUGUUUUUGGAGAAUCAUCUCUUUAUCUGUUGUAUUUGAGCAGGACAGGGAUACACUUUGGUGACACAUGAAACAAAACCUCAACAUUACGUGUCUUUUGUGUCUAUCAUUUCCAUCAUGUUCUAUGUGCUUGCAGAUCACAAGCAUUUCCUAAUUUCACUUCAAUUUUUUAUUACACUUAAUAUUUUAUGUUGUUAUAUUGUCAUCAUUUGUAAAGUGUAUAUACACCAUAUAUUUAUAUAUAUAUAUACUUUCCCUUACCAAAUUUACCUGUAUUUACUUUUCAUAUUUGGCGACUUUUUGUGAAAAAUUGAGACUUUUGAGGGUGGUUCUAGAGAUUUUCUGAGGGAGGGGUUUGGCAACACUGAUUAACAGUACCACGCAGUUUGGAACACAUUGUUGAGACAGAAUGUUUGCCGCGAGUGGUUGCUAUGUCAUCAUACCUACAUUUACCUUAUUGAAUUUGUCUAAGGUUGUGUUAUAUAUUAUGUCUGAUGCAUGUUGAAAGAAAACAAGUGAAACAAGACGCUGUAUGUAGAAAGUGUUUAUUGUUAAAUAUGGUCAGAGCAGCUUUGGAUUUGAGCGAGACAGACCAAAGAACUGAGAGUGUGUGUUUGUGUGGCAUUGAUCCCUGUCCUGUCUUUAAUAAACUGCAGACGUGGUCCACCGAAGCCAGUGGUGUCGUGGAGUUCUUUGUAGCGAGAGGCGAAGUCCACUACAGUGUUCAUACAUGACUAACAACUCAUUUACAAAUGCAUUAUAAAUCACUGAUAAGCAGUUAUAAAUGCAUGAAUAAAAAGGUGAUUUUAAUUAAAUACCUUCCAAACAGUGAGCAAUUUUUAA